AGCCCUCAACUCAAACUGUAUCGGUAUUUCAUUAUGAAUAUGGUAGCUUCAAGAAAGACCGUUGAGCUUUUCUAUGACGUCAUAUCCCCCUACUCAUGGCUGGCAUUUGAGGUGCUCUGUCGAUACCGGAGUGUUUGGAACAUCAAUCUGAAGUUGAGGCCAGCCCUUCUUGGUGGAGUCUACAAAGGUGCAGGAAACAAAGGUCCUGUUGACGUUCCCAGGAAGUUGCACUACUUGGUGACAGACUUCCUCCGGAUGGGUUCCUAUGCUGGAGUACCCAUUAGAGUUCCCGACCAACCAAUCCAUCACCUGCUGGAGAGAGGUUCCUUACCUGCCAUGCGUUUUGUGACGGCGGUGGCAGAGAGUGAUGCCCAGUCGGGCAGUGAUGCCCAGGUGGAGAGGGUGUCCAGGGAGCUGUGGACCAGGAUCUGGAGCAACGGCCAAGACAUCAACCAGAUGACCUCACUUGCAGAGGUGGGCCAGAGGGCAGGGCUGUCAGCGCAGAAGGUGAGGGAGCUGCUGGAACAGUCUCACAGCACCGCCAUCAAGGACAAGCUGAAGAGCUCCACAGAAAAAGCCCUCGAUUACGGGGGCUUUGGCUUGCCUCUGACGAUCUGCCAUGUGGCCGGAGAGCCCAAAGCCUUCUUCGGAUCUGACCGAUUUGAACUCAUGGCUCACUGCCUCGGUGAGAGAUGGGCGGGGCCACAGCCGGAUGACUUGCCACUUAUUGACCGGCAAUAAUCAAACAGCAGAAGAGCCAUUAUGACCAGCUGAGAUCUUCUGCUGAGUGUGUGUGGACAUUAGGGAUGGGCAUAAUUAACAGAUUAACCGAUGAUUGAUCAUUAAACAUUU
Messenger RNA from Engraulis encrasicolus (European anchovy), 852 nucleotides. Its product is annotated as glutathione S-transferase kappa 1-like. Bases 34 to 741 code for a protein of 235 amino acids. Gene Ontology annotation, biological process: glutathione metabolic process. NCBI's taxonomy places the organism in Eukaryota, Metazoa, Chordata, Actinopteri, Clupeiformes, Engraulidae. Gene Ontology annotation, molecular function: glutathione transferase activity; glutathione peroxidase activity. Gene Ontology annotation, cellular component: peroxisome; mitochondrion. The transcript is spliced from 8 exons. The record is from RefSeq and is a predicted model, not a curated record.